This is a messenger RNA of Ctenopharyngodon idella (grass carp), 4619 nucleotides long. RefSeq names its product stromal interaction molecule 1a (gene stim1a). Gene Ontology annotation, molecular function: protein binding; calcium channel regulator activity; calcium ion binding. Bases 313 to 2733 code for a protein of 806 amino acids. The record is from RefSeq and is a predicted model, not a curated record. Gene Ontology annotation, biological process: intracellular calcium ion homeostasis; activation of store-operated calcium channel activity; store-operated calcium entry. The transcript has 14 exons. Lineage: Eukaryota; Metazoa; Chordata; Actinopteri; Cypriniformes; Xenocyprididae. Gene Ontology annotation, cellular component: endoplasmic reticulum; plasma membrane.
AAGCGUGAUUAGCAGGGAGUGUGUGACUGCGCAUGCGUCGUGCCGCAGACCGUGAGCCCGGCGUGAAUUGAGGAGGAAACGUAGCUCGUUCGGCCUCUCACUGCUUCUGUCCCUGACAGAGGACGAGCGAACCAGCGUCCACCUGCCGUAUUCUCUCAUCGGCAAGACGGGAAACCAUACAGAACCGUGUGGUCGUGUGUUUUUGGAGUGUUUCAAUACAAAGCCUCCAUGGAGUCGGAUGGGAGGAGAGAGCAGCUGAAAACGAACCUCAAAAACUGAGACGGUCUACACAAGGAUCCGAGCUGUCCCACUAUGGAGCUCAGCAGACUGGCGACGUUCUGGAUUGUAUGUAUAUGCUUCUUGUUGGAAUGUCGAGCAGACAAACCCAAUCAAGUAAGCCCAGACCCCUUACCAGCGGACAACGGUGUCUCCGAGCUUUGCCGCAUUGAUGAGCUUCUUUGCCAGGACGAGAUCGCCAUCCUCAGUUUUGAGGCCAUCCGCAGCAUUCACAAGCAAAUGGAUGACGAUGCCAAUGGGAAUGUGGAUGUUUCGGAGACUGAUGGGUUUUUAAGAGAGGACCUCAACUACCAUGACCCCAAAGCCAAGCACAACAGUUUCCACGGUGACGACCAGCUCAUCAGCGUGGAGGACCUGUGGAACGCCUGGAAGAGUUCGGAAGUGUACAACUGGACAGUGGAUCAAGUUGUGAACUGGAUUAGCAACUAUGUCGAGUUGCCACAAUACGCGGAAGCCUUCCGGAAGAUGAAUUUCAAUGGUACCGCCAUGCCCCGAUUGGCAGUGAAGAAUGUCACUCUGACACAAACCGUCCUGAAGAUUCUGGACCGGAGUCACGUUCAGAAACUACAGCUUAAAGCUCUGGAUACGGUUCUGUUCGGAGCCCCUAUGAUGAACAGACAUAACCAUCUGAAGGACUUCAUGCUGGUGGUGUCCAUAGUCAUCGGAAUGGGAGGUUGCUGGUUCGCUUACAUCCAAAACCGCCACUCUAAAGACCACAUGAAGAAGAUGAUGAAAGACCUUGAGAGCCUCCAUCGGGCAGAACAAAGCCUUCAUGACCUACAGCAGAAGUUACAGAUUGCUCAGGAGGAGCACCGUUCAGUGGAGGUAGAGAAGGUGAACCUGGAGCAGAAGAUGAGGGAUGAGAUCAACGCUGCCAAACAGGAGGCGCAGAGGCUAAAGGAGCUCCGGGAGGGAACUGUUAAUGAGCUGAGCCGACAGAAAUACGCAGAGGAGGAGCUGGAGCAGGUGCGCAUGGCCCUGAAGAAGGCUGAGAAGGAGCUGGAGUCUCGCAGCAGCUGGUCUCCUCCUGGAGCCCUGCAGAAAUGGCUACAGCUCACUCAUGAGGUGGAGGUGCAGUACUACAACAUCAAGAAACAGAAUGCAGAGAGACAGCUGCAGGUGGCCAAAGAGGGGGCAGAAAAGAUUAAGAAGAAGAGAAAUACUUUAUUCGGGACGUUCCAUGUGGCACACAGUUCUUCACUGGAUGAUGUCGAUCACAAAAUACUUGCAGCCAAGCAAGCUCUGGGUGAGGUAACGGCAGCUCUGAGAGAGAGACUCCAUCGCUGGCAGCAGAUUGAGAUCUUAACAGGCUUCACGCUGGUAAAUAACCCAGGCCUGCCCUCUCUGGCCUCCGCCCUCAACCUGGACCCCAGCUUCAUGGGCGGCCGCAGCACACCCCAGCACUUCUUGUCUGACGACAUGGAUGACAUGGACGAGGACAUAGUGGCACCUGGAACCCUCCAAUAUGCAGCGUUGCUAAUGGGUCGUCGAGCAAGUGAUCUCUGGUCUUUGAAUUCGGAUUGCCAGUCAUUUUGGAAGUAUUCUGCUCCCAGUAUGAUGUCACUCCGGCAACGCCACAUUGACCCGCAGCUGGCCCUGGGUUCGCAGAGGUUGGUAGAGAGUUGUCUUGCACUUUGUGGGCAGGAAGGGGAGGGUAGCUCAUACUCGUCCAGAUCUAGGACGGCGCUACGCCAGUCGCACAGCCACUCUUACGGGCAGUUUGACUCUAUGGGACUGCCUCCGCUUUCCUCAGCUAUGUCUCAUCCCUCUAUCUACUCCGCCGCCUCAUCUCAUGGUCCCCACUCCUCUUCCGGCGCCACUGCCCCUCAUGCAUCCCACUAUCACUCUUCAUAUUUCCAGCCCAUGGACACCAUCCCAGACCUCCCCUAUGAUGCCAGCCCAGAGCGCCCCCACCGUUGCGGUAGCUAUGGGGACUUGAAUCGCUCCGACUCUGAUUCCUCUUUGUGUAUAUCCCAGACCGGCGAACAGCUACGCUUGUCCUACAGUUCCAAAAGCUUCCCUGUGAAGCCCACUUCACUCCUGCAUGGCCCCUACUCGCGCUCUGAAGAGGGAGCCCACUCUCACACCCAUAAUGGAGGCAACAGAGUUCAUGAUGGGGGCCCAUCUCCUGACGGAAUUCCCGAUAGUCCCAUAUUAAUGAAGAAGGUGUAUGGCAUUGAGAAAUCUGCCAGUAUGAGUGAGAUCCUUGUCUCUCAGGCAGUGAUGUCUAUGUCAGAAUCCUCACGCUCCUUAAGCCCAAACUCCACUGAACCCGACACGCCGUCCCCCACUGGACUGGCUGGAAACCGCAUACCCCAGACCUCCUCGAAAAAGAGCCCCCCAGAGGAGGACAGCGGCUCUACAGGUGAAGACACUGACUCUGUUGCCAGUCGCAAGAAACACACCUUCAAGAUCUUCAAAAAACAGAAGAAAUAAGACAACUGUUUCAUUUUUCCCUUACAUUUCUUUUUGUCUUAUUGUUGAUAUAAAUGUUUUGAUUUAUUUCCCCCCCUUCUGGUGAGAAGUUAUGGCACAACCAAAUACCUUUCCAAGGUCUUUAUAGUAAUGUUUGCUUUUCAGAGGAACACUUAGGAACAAGCAUGAUUUUGGGGGUGGGUGGGAAUGAAACACCAGUGGAAACGGGGUUUUUUGGGAAUGUAACUAUUUAUUCAGCAGGAGACAGUGCCAGACUUUCAAAGGAAUCUUCCCUCUGAUGGAAUUUUCUUUCCUUGUAUAAUCCUUAUCAGUUUGCAUGUCUUCGCCUUUGUUUGAUUGAACUUUGAAUGCUCCUAGAUGUUUGCUUGGUUCUUGUUCUCUUUUGCUUACAACGCAAAAUAGCCUGGUUCUUUCGUUUUAAUCAGCACACUCCUUUGUCUUUCGAGUUAAAAUGAAUUGUCAGCUGAAUGUCUAACGGUACUCUUUGGUCAGUGUUUGUCGAUGGUCAGAGAAACUGUACAAGGGCUGAACUAGUGUGAAACUCCCUUCAAAUAUUUUGCACUAUUUCUAAAUGUUAAUUUGUCGGUUUUGUUAAGAUAAUUUAGAAUAUGCUGGAACACGCACUAAAAGUUUACACAAAUCAAGACACUGAACGUAUCUCCAGGGCUUCAGGGAUUUCUGGGAUGUAGAAUAAUUAAGCGAUUAGAACUUUUGAUCUCUGUCGAUCAUUCCAAAGCAUUUAGCAAAUAUAAGGUGGCUUAUGAAUACGCAUAUGAAUGUUUUUGAGUUUUACAAUUAACUUUGCCCUUGUCUUCUGGCUGUUUCUGAUGACAUCUUCCAAGAUCCCAAGAAAACACAAGGUGAACGCACACCUCACUUAUUCAAAGUAUUCAAAGUGCCAAACUAAAGCCACUAUCAAGGAAAUUUACACACUUCCCAAAGGUCAGAUUUCAGUUUUCUUAGGUCAGAGCUUAAAUAGGCUUGCAAUAAGGUGCAUAUUAUCCACAUUGUGGCGGGAUGUUUGAGAGAGAGCUUGGAUAUAUUUUGUUCCUGUUGAUAAAGAAUCUUUGUAUUAGGUCUUUUAUAACAUUUUAAAGCAGGCUGGACCACACGCAGUUGCUGUUAUAAUGGAGGACUUGCCUUCAAGUAGUGAGAUGUUCGGGGAGAUGGAUUUUACCACUGUGCAUUUUCAGAAGAAGUGGAGACCACUCUCUGUUCUUCUUGUGGUUUACAUGAUGUUCACUAAGAUAAACAUUGUUUUUAUCGCAGAGCACUGAAAAUUACAAGCACACUUUCUGAAAAGAGAGGGGUUUAGGAAUAAAAAUACUUGGUGAGGGAUGUCACUAUGCAUUUUAUUAGUUUUCACCCACAUGCUUUUAAGGUCCAAUGUAUCCACUAACCUGGAGGCAAACCAAAGCAGUGCUGCACAAAACAUCACCUGUUUCUUCUUCGGCAUUUCUUUUGUGAAAGAUGGUACAAGACCACAUUCAAAUGUAUAUCAAUCAAUCAGUCUUUAACAGGUAUAAAACCAUGCAGAUGUAUCUGUCUCAUCUGUGCCUCUUUUGCACGAAGAAGCUCUUUUGUCAGUGAGUAUGUCAGUGCGCGCGUCAGUCCGGUCCAGUAAACUGCACUUCACUGUGUUAAUGCAUGUUCUCAACGCCAGUUCUCAAACACGGAGAGGGAAGAGACGGGAGCUGUUUUAGACUUUGUUCCCAUUUAGAUAUUCCUGUUCACUUCUCUAUUUGAGCUAUUUAUGCCUAUACUGUACAGAGAGAGGUGGAGAAACAGUAAAAAUGAUACUUUUGCAUCUUCUGUAAUGUUCAAAACUGUAGUCUUCAAAUUUUAUGGCACUCCUGCAUGUAAGCAAUAAAAAGGUUUUAAAAUGA